This is a messenger RNA of Polyodon spathula (Mississippi paddlefish), 1326 nucleotides long. Its product is annotated as protein unc-50 homolog. The transcript has 6 exons. Lineage: Eukaryota; Metazoa; Chordata; Actinopteri; Acipenseriformes; Polyodontidae. Bases 142 to 927 code for a protein of 261 amino acids. The record is from RefSeq and is a predicted model, not a curated record. Gene Ontology annotation, cellular component: Golgi membrane.
GAGGCGUGGUUCUGCCUGCACAGAACGCUGCUACGUGUUCGGUUUGUUUCAGGAACUCGGGAUCGGAGUUUUGGAGUUUGCUGUGGAAAACCGUUUAUCACUUGUGGGAGAUUCUGUGCUGACUGCGGUUUGGAGAGCAAAAUGUUACCGACCACAGCGUAUUCUCCCCAAACCCAGGGAAACGGAUCUUUGAAUUCCAGAGAUGCCGCGCGCCAUACAGCUGGAGCAAAACGGCACAAAUACCUGCGCAGGCUCUUCCGAUUCACAGCGAUGGAUUUCGAGUUUGCAACAUGGCAGAUGCUGUACUUGUUCACAUCUCCACAGAAGGUUUACCGGAACUUUCACUACAGGAAGCAGACAAAGGAUCAGUGGGCCAGGGAUGACCCUGCGUUUCUUGUGCUGCUGAGUAUCUGGCUGUGUGUCUCCACUUUAGGUUUUGCUUUUGUGCUGGGAAUGGGAUUCCUGGAAAUGAUUAAGCUGCUUUUGUGGGUCGUCUUUAUUGACUGCAUAGGUGUUGGACUUCUGAUCUCGACCUUAAUGUGGGUUAUCUCCAACAAAUACUUAAUGAAACCAGAGAGCAAAGACUACGAUGUGGAGUGGGGAUAUGCAUUCGACGUGCAUCUCAAUGCCUUCUACCCACUGCUGGUCAUUCUGCAUUUCAUUCAGCUGUUUUUUAUUAAUCAUAUUGUAUUUAUCAACCACGAUUGGUUCAUUGGUUGCUUUUUUGGGAAUACACUGUGGUUGAUUGCAGUUGGCUAUUACAUCUAUAUUACUUUUCUUGGAUAUAGUGCACUGCCCUUUCUGAAGAACACAGUAAUUAUGCUGUAUCCCUUUGCACUCCUGGUUUUACUGUACAUGUUAUCACUGGGAUUGGGGUGGAACUUUACCAAAGGACUUUGCUGGUUCUACAAGUUCAGGGUACAGUGAAAGUCUGAAAUGACUUUUUAAAAGGACACUAUACUAAGGCUUGUGUUGAAGCAUAGGAUGUUUUUUUUGUUUGUUUGUUUUUUUUAAGCCUGUAAAUAAAAUUAUAUUCUUUGUAGAGCAGGUUUGAAUCCUGUUUUAUAAAGGUAGUGUGUUUCUUUAUUAUUUUGAUGACCAGACCUUUCACAGCAUUUAAAAUCUGCAUUGAAAAAAUAAAUAUUAGCCAUUUCAACUGAGGACAACUCUUAUUAUAUUUACUUAACUGAAACAAUGUACAUUCCUGAAAGUCUUAAACUGUCUUUUUAAUAAAGAAGUUUACAUUUAUUAGUUUGUUGUUCAAUAUUGAAUGAACAUUUUUUAUAACAAAGACAGACUAUCACACUAAUAAAUGGUUAGGAACAA